UGUUUUGCAAAGUAAAGAUGGUUUGAAAAGGGAGAUUAGAAAAUGAGUGUCCAGAUAAGGAGAGAAGAAGCCCUGGUGGCACAGUGGUUAAAGUGUUCACCUACUAACCAAAAGUCAGUGGUUCAAGCCCACCAGCUUCUCUGCAGGAGAAAGGUGUGGCAAUCUGCUUCUGUAAAGAUCAUUACCUUGGAAACCGCAUGGGGCAGUUCCACUCUGUUCUAUAGGGUUAAUAUGAAUUUGAAUCCACUCAACGGCAGUGAGUUUAGUUUUUUAAGUUGCUGUGGAGAAGGAGAUGAAAUAAGCUGAAUCAAUCCUGGGUGCUGACUGCUAUGUCUAUGGUUAAAAUCAUGGAAGAAAAAGAACAUGUAAAUUUCAACUGAGUUACUUUAUUUUUCGUAACAUUAAAUUUAUAUUUAGUAGUGAUUUUUAAACUUAGAAGUAAUUUUCUUCCAGUUCUGACAGAAUUCAGAAGAAAUUUAACCAUGAGAAACUAUACAAUGGUAACAACAUUUAUUCUUGUUGGACUAACCGAUGAUCCAAACUGGCAAAUUGUGACUUUCUUUUGUCUACUUCUAACAUAUUUAUUGAGUGUCACUGGAAAUUUGACAAUUAUCCUGCUCACUGUAUUGAAUUCCCAACUCAAAACACCCAUGUAUUUCUUUCUUAGGCAUUUUUCAUUUUUAGAAAUGUCAUUCACAUCAGUCUGUAUCCCGAGGUACCUGGUCAGCAUUGUGGCUAUGGAUAGUACAAUUUCCUAUGAUGCUUGUGUAACACAAUUGUUUUUUGUCAUCUUCUUGGGUGCAUCAGAGUUCUUCCUGUUGACUGCCAUGUCCUAUGACCGCUAUGUGGCCAUCUGCAUACCCCUUCACUAUGCGACAAUAAUGGAAAACAGAGUUUGUACCCAGCUGGUUGUUACCUCUUGGUUGGCUGGGCUGUUAACAAUCUCUCCUGGGCUUAUCAUGUACUUAAGGUUGGAAUUCUGUGAUGCUAAUAUCAUUGACCACUUUGCCUGUGACUAUUCUCCUAUCCUGAAACUCUCCUGCACAGACACACGGUCCAUAGAAUUGUUAGGUUUUAUUUCAGCCAUUGUCAUACUGCUGGUUACAUUGGCACUGGUGACACUCUCCUAUGCAUAUAUUCUGAGAACAAUUCUGAAGGCUCCUUCUGCCCAGCAGAGGAAGAAGGCUUUUUCCACCUGUUCCUCCCACAUGAUUGUUGUCUCUAUCUCUUAUGGCAGCUGCAUUUUUAUGUAUAUGAAACCUUCUGCAGAGGAGAGGGUCACUUUAAACAAGGGGGUUGCAGUGCUCAACACUUCAAUUGCACCUCUCUUAAAUCCUUUCAUAUAUACCCUAAGGAAUAAACAAGUACAACAAGCCCUGAAGGUUACAGUUCAAAAAUGUAUCACUACCUUAAAAAAAUAG
Molecule: messenger RNA, 1421 nt
Organism: Loxodonta africana (African savanna elephant)
Lineage: Eukaryota; Metazoa; Chordata; Mammalia; Proboscidea; Elephantidae
Product: olfactory receptor 6C75-like
Exons: 1
Coding region: 483-1421 (312 amino acids)
Biological process (GO): G protein-coupled receptor signaling pathway
Cellular component (GO): membrane
Molecular function (GO): G protein-coupled receptor activity; olfactory receptor activity
Source: RefSeq, a predicted model, not a curated record